Acaulospora morrowiae is the source of this 129-nucleotide messenger RNA. Lineage: Eukaryota; Fungi; Glomeromycota; Glomeromycetes; Diversisporales; Acaulosporaceae. The record is from the annotation of a GenBank genome assembly.
AUGGCUGCUAGGAGUCCUAUGAUCGUUAGCAAUACGUUGAUAGCUGAAGAGUAUCUUUGCCAGGAGUAUUGGCUAGAUAGUGUUGGUUGUUUCUGGAAUAGGUUCAAAGGGACAUGGCUUCGCUGGUGA